AUGGCCAACUGGGACCCCUUGAGCUGUCUAGAUGAACAGCCGACACCGCUGUCCUUGCGCAGGAUCAUAAAGGAGUUAACGGAAUUCAGCGUGCAGCCACCGGCCGGGAUCUUCAUCGCUCCCGUGGAAGCCGACAUAACUCGGGUCCAUGUGCUCAUGCUCGGAGCUCCCGGUUCUCCGUACGAAGGCGGAUUUUUCCAGUUCUUCGUGAAGUUCCCGUCUAACUACCCGCUGAGCCCUCCCCGCGUUCGGUUCCUCACCACGGACGAAGGCAGGGUUCGCUUUCACCCUCAUCUUUACGAGUGCGGCAAGGUGUGCCUCACAACCUUGGGUACUCGGGGCGGGCUGUGUGACUGGAGCCCCGCGCAGUCACUAUCGAGCACGCUAGUCUCUAUCCAGGCACUGGUGAGCGACUACGUGUUAGACAGUGCCAAUAUCCAGUACGAGACGAUCCGUGUGGCUGUGUGCGACCAAGUGGACGCUGCCCUCAGGGAGGACGCCAUGUGCCCGCCAGCCAUCCGACAGAUAAUACUCCAGUCGUUCCUGGAGUCGUACAGCAAGUACGAAGGUGCCGUCAAGGCUAGGCUCCACAUGUUCAAGAUUCUCAAGGACGUCCUGUUCGCGCCGGGCGGGAGCAAGAUCGCGGAGUACGAGAAGUUGCUGACACGACUAGAGAGCCUCAAGGACAAGGUACAGAUGAAGAGAGAGGCUGAAGCUGCCGCUGAGAUCUAG
Molecule: messenger RNA, 732 nt
Organism: Rhipicephalus sanguineus (brown dog tick)
Lineage: Eukaryota; Metazoa; Arthropoda; Arachnida; Ixodida; Ixodidae
Product: ubiquitin-conjugating enzyme E2 Z
Exons: 1
Coding region: 1-732 (243 amino acids)
Biological process (GO): negative regulation of apoptotic process
Cellular component (GO): nucleus
Molecular function (GO): cysteine-type endopeptidase inhibitor activity; ubiquitin conjugating enzyme activity
Source: RefSeq, a predicted model, not a curated record